AUGGCUUCUAGAGGACAGAAACGUCCUCGGUCCGCCUCGGACGAUGGCGACGACAACACCAACACCAACACCGCCAUCCCUGCGCCUGUCAUACCCUCCAGCUCGACUGCCACCACGGCUAUCGCUAACCCUUCGACAGGACCUCAUUCCGCAACUGCCCUAGCAAAUGCCCGGAAUGCCAUGACCCAAGCCUUGCUGGCUGAAGUGGCUCCCCCCCAUUUGCUCGACUAUUUCCUCCUCCGUACCAAUCUGGACGUCAACCUCGCAAUCGCUCAGUUCCGCACUCAUAGGAACACCGUGCUGACGGCAGGGACGACCUAUCCUCUACCAAGCAGGCCAGGACCGGCAGCAUCGUCCCGUCCAACUACCGGUAAGGAUGGCCAGGGUGAUAAAGACGGCGGCGCGGCUAAGAAGGACACUGGCAAGAAGGGCCCCAAACCAGGUAAGAACGACAAGGGUAAGGGCAAGGCCAAGGACACGCCUAGAAACAGCCCGUCCAACCCCUCCAGCGGCGGCGAUAGCGAUGAUGACGAUGAUGACAACGAUCCAGAUAAGAUCCGUCAUGGAAUCAACAACGAAGCCCAGCGCCGAAGAGUCGCUGUCAAGUUGAGGGAUUACGUGCAAGAGCACUACGACGAUACCGACGAAUUUAACAAGCAUGGCUUAAGCCCGACCGAAGCAAUCUUCCUUCUGGUGCUCUAUGCAUGGGACAUCAAGCAGAUCAAGAAACACUACAACAGUAUUGGUAGCAUGAGAUGGCCCAUCUACCGCCGGUAUGACCACAUGAGAAUCCCCAUUGAUCUCAAGAAGACCGACAACAAAGACGUGAAAAAGAUGAAGACCAAGGACCAAGACGAGCGUCUCGCACUGCUGAUCGAAGCCACUGGUCGCUCGGACUAUUACAGCCUGCGGCGCUUCCUGGAAGAGAUGGAGUGGAAUCUCGUCGAUGCCGUAUCUAUCUGGUUCAGCGUCGGAAUCGAACCCUACAAUGGGUCCAUGCCCAAGGAUAAAAGUCACAAAAAGGCCGCCGACGAUGACGACGACGACGACGACUACAGUGGUCUCCGUCGCGACACGGACGGAUACGUCGUUGACGCACCGUCAGGCAACGCAUGGGAGGCGGCACCCGUGGACAAUGAUUGGGAUGCAGACCGGGAGACCUUCGAGCCGGCCGACAAGGACACUCCGGAGGUCGAGGUUACGAUGGCCGACGACCAUCUGAUUCGGACACACACAAAACGCGAGCCUUCAUCCGUGGUUAACGAAGACCGUGAAACGGCGGCGGCGGGCAAGCCCAACCCGCACAAAAUGGUCAUCGAGGUGAUUCAGGACGGCAAGUACAAGUACAAACACUACCACGGCGGCUUCGACUGGCCCGGGGCCAACAGUUCGGUGAUCAAGGCGCGCAAGGACCAGCCGGCGCGCAACCAGCCGUUCGACUGGACCAACCAAGACCACCUCAAGCUGUUGAACGCCUGGCGUCGUCAGAACAACCGACGCAUCACGCAGCAGAAGAACCGCGAGGCCAGCCAGGAGUGGACACAUAAGGAAAAGAAGUUUUUGUACAACUUGAGCAAGAAUGAGCUGAAAGAGUUGAUGCGUUUGAAUCCUCGCAUGACCAGAGACCAACUGCUCCCGUUGAGAGUGCCGAAGUCCGUGAAGGAUGAAUGGGCGAGCAAGUUCAAUGCGAAGUUCACCGGCAAGCCCCCUCCGGGGGCUCCGGCGGGCACGGAGCCGCGAAAGGACCGCUCGGCAGCUGCGUUGAUGACGCAGAGAAACCGAUCGAAGAGAAUGAUCAAGGAUUUCAAGUGUACGCGAGAUUUUAAGUUCUUUGAAAGAAAGGCCAAGGCAAGGAUGAACAGAAAAAAAGGGGCUGGUGGUGGAGACGACGACGACGAGGAGGACGAGGAUGAGAGUGACGCUACCACCGUCUACAGUGACGAUAGCACUGACUCCGGUGACGAUACCAGCGACGACGAUGACGAUGACGACAACAACGACAACAACGAUGAUGGAAACGACGGUGUCCUGGGUGACAAUGUCAGGGUUACUCGCAGUAGGAGUGCACACAGCCAAAACACUCCCCCUGGAAAUGCCCCCUCUGGCAGCGGCAAGGGCAAGGGCAACGGUAGCGGCAGUGGCAGUGGCCACAAGCGCAAGAAGCUCCGCACCACCGGCCCUACCGCAGCAGGCCGGCCCUGGGGGGUUCCAGUCAACAGCGUGCAAACCGCCGAACCCGAGGACGUGGAUAUGCAGGAUGCCGGACUCGACAUCGACGACGACGCCGUAGCGGCAGCCCAGGCCAUGACCGAGCUCGCUGGCCAGGAGCCCAGUUCCAACGCCGCCGACGUAGCGGCAGCCCAGGUCUUGACCGAGAUCGCUAGCUCCUUCGUUGGCCAGGAGCAGGAGCCUGGUUCCAAUGUCGACUCUGCCACCUCUGGAGCGCAGCUGGAUCCGACUUAUGAUCCUAACGCCACCGAGUCGGAUGCCGAUGCGACCAACACAGAUCCCGAAUACCCCAGAUCCGAGGAUGAAGAGCUAUGA
Messenger RNA from Capronia epimyces CBS 606.96, 2544 nucleotides. RefSeq lists its product as uncharacterized. Lineage: Eukaryota; Fungi; Ascomycota; Eurotiomycetes; Chaetothyriales; Herpotrichiellaceae. The transcript has a single exon. The record is from RefSeq and is a predicted model, not a curated record. The coding region runs from base 1 to 2544 and encodes 847 amino acids.